CUUGACCCUGCGCAGCAGGCGGUGCAGGGAGCGCUGUGUGAGGGAGAGAGCAGGCGGAGCCGCCUCCUGGGACUCGUGCGCUACCGCCCGGAACGCGGUGGCGAGGAGCAUGCGUCAGUGACGGGUUCAGUCCUUGCCUCUCUGGCCCUGGGUUUUAUUAUUCUCCACUGUCCUUCCAGCUGGACUUCAUGCCCUCUAGGGCAGAGUCUGAGGCGUCUAGAAUAAUUGUAAUAAUGAUAAUUAAUAGUUUUUGACCACUAUAGGCCAAGCCCUCUGUAUUCUUAGCUCAUAUAAUCCUCAAAAUUUGAUGAGAAAACUUCUCAAGAAGACGGUUGAACAUAAUGCUCCAGAUCUUGAGCCCCGUGGCCUGACUGUCUUGGGUUCAAAUUCAGGCUUUGUUACUUCCGAGCCAUGUCAUCCUGAGCAAACCUCAAUGUGUCCGGACUAAAGAUUAAAAUGAGUUACUACACGUAAAGUGUUUAAAACGCUGUGCAGCAUAUAGAAAGGGCUCCGUAAAUGCUGCUAGUAAUACCCACAUAUUACACAGAAGCAGAGAGAGAAUAAUUAAUAUCUAUCAAAGGUCUCACAGCCAGAAAGUGAACCUCAGGGUCUCAGAGCUGGGAAGGUGGAGCCUUAGACAUUUUCGAACCCACCACCCUCACCUUACAGAUGGAAAAGCUGAGGUUCAGGGAGGGAGUGGGGAGGCUAAGAUUGCCCUGUUCUUGUCACUUGCAGUGCUAGAACGCACCAGGGGGAGAUCAAACGUGGGUUUUACUAACAAGGCAGGGGCUCCCCGAAAUGAGGCAAGUUCAGCUUUGAUGACCCAACAGUCUCUGGUGGGCACCAUGAGCAGAGAGGCGUGAGCACAGCCCCAGGAACCAAGGAGACAGUGCGAGCACCCCGAGGCUUCCCCGAUGGGCCUGAGGGACGACUACAGGCCCCCUGUCCUCACUCUCCUUCCUGCCCUCAGUCUCUUCCUGUACACACACCGGAGGAUGGCCAUUACCGGGGACGAUGUCUCCUUGGACCAGAUCGUGCCGAUCUCUCGGGAUUUCGCUCUGGAAGAAGUGUCCCUGGAUGGUGAAGUCUACUUUCUUGGCUCAGAUGUCACCGUCCAGCUGGACACAGCGGAGCUCAGCCUCGUAUUCCAGCUCCCCUUUGGUUCACAAACCAGAACAUUUCUCCAGGAAGUCGCCAGGGCCUGUCCAGGUUUCGACCCCGCGGCCCUGGAUCCUAAGUUUCUGUGGCUGUCUCGAUACAGGCGCAAGGAGCCGGAGCCCGAGCCACCCACGCCGCGCGGCUGGAAGUCAGCCGCGGGCACCCGGCCCGGGCGUGCUAUAAUUGGCGGAGGUGAUUCUUCCUUUGAUGAGUCGAGACCAGAUGGGAAGGGUCUGCUUGUGGACCGAAGCUCCCGGGGUCAGGAUAAACCAGAAAACUUGCUCCCAAGACAGAAUAAGUCCAAAUCUGAAAUAACUGACAUGGUUCGCUCCUCCACUGUCACAGUAUCAGACAAGGCUCAUAUUUUAUCCAUGCAGAAGUUUGGACUGCGAGAUACAAUCGUGAAAUCACAUCUAAUGCAGAAAGAAGAGGAUUAUACCUAUAUCCAGAACUUCAGGUUUUUUGUGGGAACAUACAAUGUGAAUGGACAGUCCCCUAAGGAGUGCCUCCGGCCCUGGCUCAGCCAUGGUAUCCAGGCCCCAGAUGUAUACUGUGUGGGGUUCCAGGAGCUUGAUUUGAGUAAAGAAGCCUUUUUCUUCCAUGAUACCCCAAAGGAGGAAGAGUGGUUUAAAGCUGUAUCAGAGGGUCUUCAUCCAGAUGCCAAAUAUGCAAAGGUAAAGCUCAUCCGACUGGUUGGGAUUAUGCUGCUGUUAUAUGUCAAACAAGAGCAUGCAGCGUACAUCUCAGAAGUGGAAGUUGAGACGGUGGGGACAGGAAUCAUGGGGAGGAUGGGUAACAAAGGAGGUGUGGCAGUCCGGUUCCAGUUUCACAACACCAGCAUCUGCAUUGUCAAUUCCCACCUGGCAGCCCACACGGAGGAGUAUGAGAGGAGGAACCAAGACUACAAAGACAUUUGUUCUCGAAUGCAGUUUCGUCAGGUUGACCCAAGCCUCCCCCCUCUCACCAUCAGCAAGCACGAUGUGAUCUUGUGGCUGGGGGACCUCAACUACAGAAUAGAAGAGCUGGAUGUGGAAAAAGUGAAAAAGCUCAUCGAAGAGAAGGCCUUUCAAACCCUGUAUGCGAAUGACCAGCUGAGAGCUCAGGUGGCUGCAAAGGCUGUCUUCGAAGGCUUCAGCGAGGGUGAGCUCACGUUCCAGCCCACCUACAAGUAUGACACUGGCUCUGACGAUUGGGAUACCAGCGAGAAGUGUCGUGCUCCUGCCUGGUGUGACCGGGUCCUCUGGAAAGGGAAGAACAUCACUCAGCUGAGCUACCAGAGCCACAUGGCCCUGAAGACCAGCGACCACAAGCCCGUCAGCUCAGUGUUUGACAUCGGGGUGAGGGUCGUAAAUGAAGAGCUUUAUCGGAAGACUCUGGAGGAGAUUGUUCGCUCCUUGGAUAAGAUGGAAAAUGACAACAUUCCUUCUGUGUCCCUCUCCAAGCGAGAGUUCUGUUUUCAGAACGUGAAGUACAUGCAGCUGCAGGUAGAGUCCUUCACCAUUCGGAAUGGACAAGUACCGUGUCAGUUUGAAUUCAUCAACAAGCCUGACGAAGAGUCUUACUGUAAGCAGUGGCUGAGGGCCAACCCCAGCCGAGGGUUCCUCCUGCCAGAUUCUGCCAUUGAGAUUGAAUUGGAGCUCUUUGUAAAUAAGACCACAGCUACAAAGCUCAACUCGGGUGAAGACAAAAUCGAGGACAUUCUCGUUUUACACUUGGACAGGGGAAAGGAUUAUUUUUUGUCUGUGUCUGGGAACUACCUGCCUAGCUGUUUCGGAUCGCCCAUUCACACGUUGUGCUACAUGAAGGAGCCAAUCUUGGACCUGCCGCUAGAAACUGUUAGAGAGCUGACUCUGAUGCAACUUCAGACUGAAGAUGAUGGGAGCCAGUUGGAAAGACCCAUGGAUAUCCCCAAAGAGCUCUGGAUGAUGGUUGAUUACCUGUACCGAAAUGCCAUCCAGCAGGAAGAUCUGUUUCAGCAGCCAGGCCUGAGGUUGGAAUUUGAGCAUAUCAGGGACUGUUUGGAUAGUGGAAUGAUUGAUAAUCUCUCUGCUAGCAAUCACUCCGUAGCCGAAGCCCUGCUGCUUUUCCUGGAGAGCCUGCCAGAGCCCGUCAUCUGUUACAGCGUCUACCACAACUGCUUGGAGUGUUCUGGCAACCUCACAGCAAGUAAACAGGUCAUUGCUACCCUUCCCGCGUGCCACAGAAAUGUCUUCAUCUACUUGAUGGCGUUUUUGCAAGAACUGCUGAAAAAUUCAGCAAAAAAUCAUUUGGAUGGUAAUAUUCUAGCUAGCAUAUUUGGUAGCUUACUGCUUCGAAACCCAGCUGGUCACCAAAAGCUUGAAGUGGCAGAGAAGAAGAAGGCUCAAGAAUUUAUUCACCAGUUCCUCUGCAACUCACCCUGAGCCUGUCCAUCUCCUCUCCUAUUCUGCCUGAGGCAGCCAAUUACCAGCCCCACCUGUUUCAGCUCCAGAGCUGCCCUAAGAGCACGUGAGCCCACUGGGAUGCCAGAGUGGCAGCUGCCUGUUUCCUGAGCCCAGACUGCCCUCCCCACCAUGACUGUCACACUCAAUGCUGCUGCUGCGAGUUGUGAAGACAUGACGGGAAAUCCACCACAAUAAAACUGACAUUCAGCGUUCAAAUUUAGUUAUUUAACAGAUAGAUCUAUUUUUUUUUUAAUGUUUAAACAACUGUACUUCUUGUGCUCACUCAACCUGCCUCCAGGGCAUACAGUGCCUUCCCUGUAGCUUGGGCCGGGCUCCCCAUGAUCAGAUAUUUGAACAAACUUUGGAGUCCUGAAGGAUGAAUGAGUUGGACGGCAAGAAUGCAAAUGGAAGCUGCUGGAUAAAGAGGCCACAGCCACCCCAGAUGCUUCCAGCUCUCUGUCUGAGGACAUGUGUUUACACAUAUUGCAAACCCUACCCCCCUUCCCACUCAGAUACGGCUCAACAACUCUGGAGCUGGCCACUCAGCCUCCGAGGGCAAUGCAGUGGCUUGAAAAUGAAAAUAUUGAAGAAAUUGGUGUUCUGGUGAAACAAGUGGAAUUUUCUGGGCCAACAAAUCCUCCAAACUGUAUAUAAUGCAUCCCCUCUCUUAUAUGUGUAAUGUAUUUUAAUGAUAAAUGUAUUUUUAACAGUG
This is a messenger RNA of Balaenoptera acutorostrata (minke whale), 4293 nucleotides long. RefSeq names its product inositol polyphosphate-5-phosphatase B (gene INPP5B). Bases 915 to 3560 code for a protein of 881 amino acids. Gene Ontology annotation, biological process: phosphatidylinositol dephosphorylation; signal transduction. Gene Ontology annotation, cellular component: membrane; cytosol. Gene Ontology annotation, molecular function: phosphatidylinositol-4,5-bisphosphate 5-phosphatase activity; inositol-1,4,5-trisphosphate 5-phosphatase activity. The transcript has 21 exons. NCBI's taxonomy places the organism in Eukaryota, Metazoa, Chordata, Mammalia, Artiodactyla, Balaenopteridae. The record is from RefSeq and is a predicted model, not a curated record.